This is a messenger RNA of Entrophospora candida, 868 nucleotides long. The record is from the annotation of a GenBank genome assembly. NCBI's taxonomy places the organism in Eukaryota, Fungi, Glomeromycota, Glomeromycetes, Entrophosporales, Entrophosporaceae.
AUGAUUUGUAUUUUUGGUGAUUCUGCGUAUGAUUACACAAAAUUUUUAGCCCUAGAUUUGCGGAAUUUUGUCACCGUAGAAAAAAUCGUUAUGGGAGAUAGUUUAACCGGGGAUGCAGAGUUCAUUAACAUUUCGAAAGCAUUUUAUUCAUACAUUAAAACUUUAAAAAAUGAUGGUGGUGCAUAUACACGUAGGAAAUAUAUCAAGGAUUGUGCUGUAGAAAAAAACAAGGAAGAUGGUGAUUUGGAAUAUCUUGAAAAGAGACGCAUGUUGCUUAGAAGGAUAAAAGAAGAGAAACCUAUGAGAUCCUUUUCAUUAAAGCUGCAUAAUAAAGAUGUUUUUGAUGUAGCAAUGAAAAAUUUAAAAUUGAUGUCAAUAAAUCAAUUUUCUUAUGAUCAUCCUUUAAUGUCCUUGAACAUUGACUUUACAGACUUGAGAUGGAUAAAAAGUUCGAAAAUUCAAGAAAUGAACAAUUUUUCAAAUACUAUGAUACGUUGGGGAAUCAACGAAAUAAAGAAUAUUGGCUUCGAACACUAUAAUGAAGGCACAUUUGAACAUGAAGUUGAAAGUGAAGGGUCAAAAGAAAGAAUUAUAAAUACAACAAUUAGAGCAAUUGGUCGAAAACCUGACUUUCGAGUUCUCUUCUUCCAUAACAAUAAUCCAUAUGAGGUAGCAUUCUGUGAGAUAAGUGGUCCCCCUUCAGUAACUGAUGGUGAUAAAUUUCAAAGUGAUAAAAAUAAGCUGUGUCGACUUGCUGCUGACUCCAAGGCAAGGAUUCUCAGCAAAAUCCAAGAUAUUAGCAGCUUUUACUUUGAAAAUAAUUUAGAGGAUUUAUUAAGUUGGCCAAUUUAUCUUCUACAAUACUAUG